Aureobasidium namibiae CBS 147.97 is the source of this 1851-nucleotide messenger RNA. RefSeq lists its product as uncharacterized. Gene Ontology annotation, cellular component: nucleus. Bases 1 to 1851 code for a protein of 616 amino acids. The transcript has a single exon. The record is from RefSeq and is a predicted model, not a curated record. Lineage: Eukaryota; Fungi; Ascomycota; Dothideomycetes; Dothideales; Saccotheciaceae.
AUGGAGUACUUCCAGAAGAGCCGAAAGAGAUUGUCAGUCGAAUCGUCGGUACAUUCGAAAGCGCUUUCGAUUGCACCUUCCACUGCGCCUUCAGUAUACACAUUACCUCCGCUCCAAGCUCCCGGUCCUGUAGACGAUGAGGUCGACCGCUUGCAACCUUUAUUGGAAGACGACCCAGCCAAUUUCGAUCUCAUAGCCGCACCACAAGAAGAAGUCAACGAUACCUACCGACUAGACGAACACGCCGAACAACUUCUGUCGCGAGAACAUUUGGAAGCAGUUUUCGCGGAUCGCAAGACCUUGCUCAAGUUUACUGGUUUCCUCAACAGCCAUCGGCCACAGAGCAUUCCUGUACUUGUUUUCUACAUGGAUGCCUUGAAAGCUCUGCGAGCCAUCAAGUAUGCGAAUGCUGUAUCGAGAGCAUUGCAUCCUGUUUCUGGUCUCGAUUUUACUUCAACGCCGCCUCAAAUUACACAAAAUGAUGAACUGCAGAAGAAGGCCGACCAAGCUUUUGACCUACUCGUACGAGAAGAUCUCCCGGCAUAUGUCACAUGGACGUGGAUUUCAAUCGUGAGCACUAGCAUACAAAGGAGAAUCACUGGAACACUGGCACCCCAUCUUCGAGAGGCAUCCGAAGGAUUGGCCGAAGUCUUUUGCUUGACAGACCCAUCCAGAAAGGACAAUCCCAUUGUGUUUGCUUCUGAAGAGUUCGCCCGUACCACUCAAUACGGAAUGGGCUAUUCGAUCGGUCGCAACUGCCGCUUUCUACAAGGGCCGAGGACUAACCCUCAUUCGGUGCGUCGUUUAGCUGAAGCGUGCAAAGUACCGAGAGAACACAGCGAGAUUUUCGUCAACUAUCGACGCGACGGCAGCCCCUUCAUCAAUCUACUCAUGACAGCACCACUCUAUGACUCUAAGGGUACAUUGAGAUACUUCAUUGGAGCUCAAGUCGAUGUGUCUGGACUGUUGAAGGAGAUGACUGGCAUGCAAGCACUGAAGAAGAUGUUGAACCAUGACGAGUACGAAGAUGAUCAACAACGUCAAGACGACGAGUUCCAGAGCCUGAGCGAAAUGUUCAACACCACCGAGCUAGAAACUGUCAGACAGUGCGGAGGCCGUGUGCACCGCGGGCAAAUCGACGACGAGCGAGAGAAUGGCGUGCAGCCUCGACCGCGCCUUCUGAUAACCGAUGAAUCCUCAGAAGCUAUCGACAAUUCGACUCAGAUCACAAACGGCACGGCGUCUGGAUCAAAUGGAGUGCAUAGGAUCCCUGAGAACGGCAAGCUGGCAGGUGUAUAUGAGCAUUACCUGCUUGUCCGUCCAGCACCAUCCUUACGCAUUCUCUUCACCUCACCUUCUCUCCGCGUACCAGGAAUUUUGCAGAGCCCCUUCCUCUCUCGCAUCGGCGGAUCCCCUCGCGUACGCUCUGAGCUUUCUCAAGCAUUCACCGAAGGCCGCGGCGUAACGGCAAAAAUCAGAUGGUUGACACGCAUCGAAGAAGAUGGCGAAGACGAAGGCCGCAGUCGCUGGAUCCACUGUACACCUCUAUUGGGCCACGGCGGUGCAGUAGGAGUAUGGAUGGUGGUUCUGGUUGACGAGGAAGGCAGUCAUAGUAAACGGCGAUUCAGACCCGCGCCGCCGGUGAGUCAGGUCAUUGGAGGCAAAGAGUACGACCCUAGGGCGAUAGAGGAGAAGAAGGAGAGGGAAAGGGCGAGGAUUGAUGAGAUUGUUGAUGGGGACGGAGACAGACCUGGCAGUAGUCUUGCUGGUCGAUCGAGGGUUGCGAGGGAGACGAGUGCGUUUAGUGGGUUUGGAGAUGCUGGGACUGAUGAUUCGUUCCAGAUUCGAUGA